GGGUUAUUCCCAUUUUACUCGUUGAAGAAGAAGAACAAAGCCACCCCCACAAAAAUUGACAAAAAAUAAGCAAAAAAUUAAAAAACGCAUGAAAAAGACGGUCCCGGAGAAACUCGCCAGAUCGUCCCACUCAGACCAGAUCUAUAAACAGCCCAUUUUUCCGUCUCAAAAUUCCAUUAAUCCAAAACCCAUUUUUGUUCUUACACAUUACAAUCUCUGGUGCAUUUAAAUCAUCACUUGGAAAAAUGCUGCUUCUUGUCAUUGGUUGAGGAGAGAGAUUGGAUUGGUGGAUUUUUUUGGGCCUCUGUUUUGUUUGUUUCCUCUGUUUUUGUUUUGGCGGGGGUCCCACGGAAAUGAAUGGCGGGAUCGGAUUCGGCGCAGAAAUUCGUGAUGGGUUGGAUCAACCUUCGUCACCGACAUCGUCGUCGUCUUCCUCCACGCCGGCGAAGAUCACGGCCGUUAAUUCACCGCCUAGGUUCUCUGUCGGUGCCGGAGGACGCAGUUAUAUAGAGCACACGGUCACCAAAUUCGAUACACUUGCUGGCGUUGCUAUCAAAUACGGCGUCGAGGUUGCAGAUAUAAAGAGGAUUAAUGGUUUGGUAUCAGAUCUUCAGAUGUUUGCUCUAAAGACACUGCAAAUACCAUGUCCAGGGAGGCAUCCGCCAUCCCCCAACCUGUCGAAUGGUUUGGGCUCUCAAGGGCCUAGUAGCUCCGAGGAUAACCAUAGCACACGCAGGCAUUCUGAUUUAUUUGAUGCAUUUCCAUCACUGAGAUUGACACCUUCUCCUCAGCGUAGAGUGUCUCCCGCCAUGAGCAGCUUACAAGGCUUUUAUGGUCUUAAAAACUCAGAACAAAAAUCAGAAGGGUGUGAAAUGGCUGUUUAUCGAAAAGGAGGGUCUCAUUAUUUAGAGGAUGGGCCAUUUGGCAAGCCUUCAGGUGCUCUAAAUCCACCACUAAGUCUUCAUAGAAAAUCAAAAAGUGUUGCCAACGGUUUUGCAACAGAAAACGGCCACCUCGGUGAUAAUGGUCAGGAAAGUACGGAUAGUGACUCGGAUAAUUUGAUUGAUAAGCUUCUGGUGAGAAGGCGUCAGAAAUCUGAAGCUGAUUUUAAUGCCCGUACUCCAGAACUGUUGCUCAAGGAGGAUAAUGGCAGUAGUGGUAGUGGGUUUUUGGCAACUAAAGGCAAAGGCCUGGCUUUGAGACCCAAGUCAGCUAGUAGAACUCUAUCUGGUGCUGAUGCCGAAGCAGGUUUGCCAGCCCCGAUUCCUACAGGAAUGGGUGAUUCUUUUGUAAUCGACAGUGUUAGCGUUGUAAGGAAAUCGUCUAGCACAUCCAGUUUGCAAGAUUCAGAAAGUAACGGGUUGUCAUCCCUAUGGCCUACUUCAAAGUGGAGUUUGAAGCCAGAUCUACAGGCGCUUUCGAAUGCAGUCAUUACAAGACCAAUCUUUGAUGGUUUACCUAAGCCGAUAACUGGUCGAAAAAACAAGGCUGCACUUGAUUAGUAGAAUAUACUUGUGCCUGAUUGGUGGCAUUAUCUUUGCAAUUUGUUGAGGGAUCCAUAAUUGGAGAAAGAAAAAGAGAAAGUAGAAAUAAACUUUUAUGUGAUCAUUCCAUGAUCCAGCCUUUUAGUUCUGGCUGAAAGAUGCUCACAUUUCCGGGACCGUGUUAAAAAAGUUAAUUAUUAGGAAGGGAAAGAGUCAGCGUUCACUGUGAUUGGUUACAGGAUUUUGAUAUAGAAAAAAUGUUUUAUGGAUAUUGAAAAGUCAUAGAAACUGUAUAUCUAAUAGAUGUCUACUGAACUGAUCAUUGCAAAUGAGGAAAGAAUACUUUUUACUAUGUAUCUAUAGUAUUCUUUGAUUCUAUACUGUUUCAUCUACUUGUCUCUGAUAUGGAUAAUUCUUUCAGAUGGGGG
This is a messenger RNA of Oldenlandia corymbosa var. corymbosa, 1912 nucleotides long. NCBI's taxonomy places the organism in Eukaryota, Viridiplantae, Streptophyta, Magnoliopsida, Gentianales, Rubiaceae. The record is from the annotation of a GenBank genome assembly.